AAACCCAUUUCGCAGUUGCCCUUCCUUAUUCCUCUUUCUCCUUGAUUUGCAAUUCCUAAAUCAUUCAAAGAAUCCUAUUUUUUCCAACAAUCAUUACACAAUUAACUAGUAAUGUCUUCUUCUUCUUCAACUGAAAAUUCGAUGCCUGAGAAAUUUCUUGAAUAUAAGAGAUUACUUAUAAUGGCGAAUGUGAUAGGUCUUUUGAAGAUUAGAGUAAUUAAAGGAAUCAAUCUUGUAGUCAAAGAUGCAAACAGUAGCGAUCCUUAUGUUAUUGUCUCCAUGGGUUCCCAGAAAGCUUCUGAAACCAAGGAAAGCCAAAAUGAGAUGAAGAAGGAAGAUUUUAAGAGUCACGUGAUGGUCAACUUGUCAAAAGUAACGAUCAAUAAACGAAAUCCGUUUGAAGGUAGUCUUUUGCAAAAACUUGUAUUAUAUAAGAUAAUUUUUAGUUUUUUUCACAAAAUUCAAUCAUCAUAGCUUCAAACAUAUUCCUCUGACAGCUACUCAGAAGGACCUUCAAAUAGAAGGGAUACAUAUUAGGAGUAGCAACAUUCAUGGACAUUGGACUUGUAAAGUUGUACAAAUUCCAUACAUGUGUAGAUUGGUAUGAAAAUUAAAUAGAAUUGACUUGUUUUUAAGUUUUAA
Messenger RNA from Amaranthus tricolor (Joseph's coat), 642 nucleotides. Its product is annotated as ADP-ribosylation factor GTPase-activating protein AGD12-like. Gene Ontology annotation, molecular function: phospholipid binding; GTPase activator activity. The record is from RefSeq and is a predicted model, not a curated record. Bases 112 to 474 code for a protein of 120 amino acids. NCBI's taxonomy places the organism in Eukaryota, Viridiplantae, Streptophyta, Magnoliopsida, Caryophyllales, Amaranthaceae. The transcript has 2 exons.